This is a messenger RNA of Mesorhabditis belari, 4293 nucleotides long. Lineage: Eukaryota; Metazoa; Nematoda; Chromadorea; Rhabditida; Rhabditidae. The record is from the annotation of a GenBank genome assembly.
AUGAAUCCAUACAACUACCACUAUUAUCGACAUAUUCGCUGUCAUAGAAGGAUGGGUCUAUUUUCGCAUUUGAUAGCACUUGCUGUCGGCGUCUAUGGAGGAGCAUACGCGGUACAAAAUUACCAGGUUGACUGGGCACAUCGCCGGAGGGGUCACUGUUGCCGAUGUUCAUGCCAGGAACAAAAUUGUCACUGUUUUCGACAUCGACACCACCCCGCUUUACCAGCACCAACCCCUAUUCACAAAGGGAAUCUCGGACUGGCUGCGGUGGCACCCGGGAUGUCGCUUUGUGCGACGACGGGUCCUGCCGCCAGACCUCCAGACACUCAAAUCGAAUCAGUGGUCACUCAUGAUGAGUCUUGCAUACGGGAACGGCUGGAAGCCUGUCGACAAGGGAUGAUACAAUUGGGCAUUCUUCGAACGAAACACUUGAGAAUGAUGGAGGAUAUGCGUGGAAGACUCCCAUUGAUACCGAGUUGUGGUGAUGUGCGCAGUCGAGAGAAACGAUUCGAAGCCGUCACACAACAGAGAGAGUCGAUUCGGAGUGAGGACAGUGGGAGAGCGUCGAUUCGUGACUGCGUUGAUGUGUCUCGAGCGCAUUCCCCACUUGCCGAUUGUAUCUCGCAUCGAUCCUCGCUAAGCAUGGAUUCGGGUUGUUCGAGUGUCAGGGAUUCAUCGGUGGACACACUUGUUGGCGCUCUUCCCCUUCAACCAUUUUUGACCUACACGGCUUUUCGUAAACAAUCACUUGAAGAGACACCGAUCAUUAUAUCGAAAAUGCCAGCGAUAAAACCGAGAAAUCCCUCACCACCUCGUGUUACCCCAAGAGCUCGAAAAGCAAUGGAUUAUGAAAGGCGAACUGCUGAUCAAAUUCUUGAUGGUCGACCAGAGGAUAUUCAUUUAUUGACAACGACUAUUGAAUCGACCACAUCGCUACGGAGGAAUGCAAAUGGUGGGACGAGACCGAGAAGCAUGUAUGCGACAUAUGAAGCGGCCAGAAGUUUGGAAAGAGGAGAAACGAAACGUCAAAAUCGCUCCCGAUCGCCGCCAAUGCUGGACUCGCGCUCUUUCUCAGCGCUCACCCCGCCGCCGAUUCAUCGGAAAUUCGGUGUUGCUCAGAAUAUUGACCCAAAUGAACAGAUUACGAUUUCCCCCAAAGCCGCUCCACGAAAACAUGUGCCCACCCAAGAAGUGUUGCCCAUUCAAGCUGUUCGACGACAACAAAUCAAGCCCGAUGAAGGGAAUAGGGAUCCGCUCGUUCAGGCUGCACGUCAAUUCCUGGAACGCUCGCCGAAAAUGCAGAAAAGACGAUUCUCAUCACAGGACCCGGCUCGUCCUCGUCCAAAGAGCAUGUUUGAGACGGAUUGUGCAACUGAUUGUGAGCCUAUUUCGACAAUUUUCUCGGCUCAACCGGCUAAAGUGCUCAGCAGACAAGUCUCCCAUGCAACGCCAGAAACAUCCCCGGUUGGCGCUCGACGGCUUACGGUAGCAGCCGGGAUUGCUAGAUUCGAGGCUCACGUCCGCCAACAGCAACAACAAGGAAAUCGCCGUGACAAGCCCUGGCAUGAGUCGAAAGCCCUAAUGCGUCUUCGAGAUGAGACGCAAAAUUUGCCCGUCCCUCCGCCGAUUCUCUAUCAAUUGACGGCUGAUGAAGAGGAAAAUAUACCACUGCCCGGUGUCAGUCAGGGAAUUCACGUGCGACGAGCCGACAAACAGUUUCCGAUUCGAACCGAUGAGGUCGACUUGCUGAGUCUAAAAAGUGGCGGACUAAAAGCCCUACCGCGAUCUCGUCUCCUACGACGAUUGGCUUUCUUCUCACCGUGUCAAAUCAAAGAAGGUGAAGAUCCGUGUUCGUGUGCCCAUUUUGUUCAUCCUUGGAAAGCGGCUCGAGUCGGGAAUCCGUUUGCACGUCUUGGAGGCGCUGAGAAAAGAAUUAGCUCAAAUCACGAGAAACGGCUUUAUCUGCGAGAAUCCGGACAUAAACGAAUCACGCUUUCGAUUGACGCCUUAUAUCCACCAUUCGGCACUCCAUGUCGUAGCUGCAGCCAUGAACUAUUGGGUCACUCGGCUCAUCUCUUGAUCCAGGAUGAUGUAGUUCUUGCGAAAAUGCUCUCCCUCAGCGAGAUGGCUGAAAAAGUCGUGAAACGAAUGAAUUGGAUGAAGAUUUUACAAGAUCGAUCUUGGUGUAGAAGACGACUCGAUUUGGAUCAACGAUUACCGCCAAAAGUCUCGGGACUCGACUUACAAACUUUUGUGCUCCUUGGCGAGAUGUUGAAUCUUCUCUUGUUGCGGAUACAAAACGUCGACCCAGAUCUGGAAUGGCCCGUUCAUUGGACUGGAAUGCCGCCUUUUUAUCCAAAAGAUGAAUGCUCAAUCGAGGAACAUUUACAACGAUAUCUUUGGCAAGAGAGUGACCACACAACGGCUGGUCGAGUGGCUGCCUGUGAAUUUCUCCUUGAACGAAUCAACUCGUGGAAUCCCGGUCGAGCUCCAGAAUUUGCUUACAAAAUGCAUCAGAAAAAGAGACAGAAUCGCUUGACGGUUUUGCGAGCAUUCCGAGUGAUGAACAAUAGAAGAUCGAGGGCAGAAGCUGAAGAAAUCGUACAACAAAGCUCUGAAAUAAAUGAAGAGUUGAGAGAAAUCAAUGCGGCUCGAGAGACGUUGAAUCAGCUAAACCGAGCUGGCUUUGAUUUGAUGAGAGCACGACAUUUUUGGUGGUGCCGACUCCCGCAAAUCGUACCCAUAUUACCGAUCUAUCAACCGGUACAAAUCUUUGGGAAACGAUUUGUUCUACGGGCACUUCGACAGCUUCAACUACAUCUUGUCGCCGAUGCCUUUUUGAUGCGUGGUCAACGAUUUGCACAAAUUGUUGCCGAGGUCAUCGAGUUCAUGAAAAAGGAGCCCUACCUUCGGAAAGAUCAGAUGUGCAAUGAGGGGACGACAACGGAAAAAGAAAUUGAUUUCAAAUUUCGAUUAUGUGGUGAAAAACGUGCGAAGAACACGACUGCUUUCUAUGCGAAAUGGCUCAAUGGAGAGAAACCUUCACUACCUGGUGACAUCGAUAUAAAGGAUGUGGUGAAAGCUGCUUAUCUGUUUGCAAAACAACGACGUCGAGACGCGAAAAAAGUGCAAUCGAAAAAUGGGGAUCCUUUAAUUGUCGAUGUGGCUAGAGCUGAUGACGUUUUUGAGGAGGAGCUCAGUGGGCAUAUACAAUUCCGUGUAAUCCAGAAUCGGGUCGAUACGCGAAUGCCACAGAAUAUCCUCUAUUAUUUGUCUCAGUUGCUUCAAUUGUAUAGCGUGGCUUUACCGAAGAUGCCCCGGGAGUACAUCACUCGGCUGAUUUACGACACUCGGCAUAUGAACAUGGUCAUUAUCAAACCUGAUCGAGGAGUAAUCGGCGGAAUUUGCUUCCGAGCUUUUUUACGGCAUGGCUUCUCAGAGAUUGUCUUCUGUGCGGUGACAGCCGAUGAACAGGUGAAAGGCUACGGAACACAUUUAAUGAAUCAUGUGAAGGAAUUCCACGCGCAGAGUCUCCAAAUCUAUCAUCUGAUGACGUACGCGGAUAAAUUGGCGAUCGGAUACUUUAGCAAGCAAGGAUUCACAACGGACAUUCCGAUUCCACAGGAGAACUACAAAGGUUUCAUCAAGGAUUACGAUGGAGCAACGUUGAUGGCCUGUCAUUUACAUCCACAAAUCCCCUACACGCACUAUGCUCAAUUUUGCAUGGUUGAGCGGGAUUUGAUUCGAGAGGCCGCCAAAGUGAUCUAUCCGGAUGAAAGCCAACAAGUAACGAGAGCCGGGAUUGAGCAUUUACAUAAAGAAUAUGCUGGUUCGCCUGUUCCGCUUAACGAAAUCGUGGAUCUUGAGUUGGAGUCUUCCGAAGAGCUUCCACACAAGAAAGAUUAUGAGAAUAAGAUUCGUCAAAUUUUGAAUAAACUCAAACAACACGCAGAUGCGUGGCCGUUUUUGGAGCCUGUGGAUGCGGUUCAGGUUCCGGAGUAUUACUCGUACAUCAAACAGCCGAUCGAUUUGCAAACGAUGGCUGAAAAGCUUAAGGGAAAACAUUAUGGACAUGAGGCGCUAUUCUUGGCGGAUCUUCGGCGAAUGUUCGACAAUUGCUACCGGUUUAAUGGCGUUGAAACGGAGUACUAUCGAAUGGGAUACGUUGUGAAUAAACUGGCAUUGAACCUCGUCGAGACGGCAUUCCCGAAUCUGCCUGAUUGGCAUCCGAAAUUACCCGAUUUAAAACCGAUUCUUUAUGUGGAAACGGAUGAAGAAGAGAGCAGCGAGGAG